UCAUCUCUCUCUUCUUUUUUUUACUAAACUAUCAUAUCUCUUUCCCUCUCUCUAAAUCAAAUCUUCUGCACAAAGUUAAAGACUUGAAGGUAAAUAUUACCGAGCUCUGUCUCUCUAUGUAGAUGUUUCAUUACUACAAAAGAAGCUAUAUUCUCUAUCUAGUUGAUUAAUUUUUCAUCCACACGUUCUUGACUUAUUCCGAUGUUGCAUCUUUUUUUGGCAUCUGUUUUUGUUGCCAAUACCUUGAUCGGGUAAAGAACUUUGGUAGUUUUAGUUUGCACGGUCAUAUCCCACCCACUUAACAUGUUACUUAUAUUUCUCUUAAGAUUUUGUUAAAUAGGUUGAGAAAAUUAAGCUAUUAUUAAUUGACUCUAAAUAAUAUAUCCCUUGUUGUAUAGGAAGCAAAAUGGAUGUGUGGUAUAUCAUUCUUGCAAUCGUCUUCUUUGCAUCUAUACUCGUCGCAAAGAACACGAGAAAGACAAAGAAAAACCUACCUCCUGGACCACCAAGGCUUCUUAUAAUUGGUAACUUGCACCAACUGGGAUCCAAACCUCAUCGUUCCAUGUUCAAAUUAUCUGAAAAAUAUGGAGCUCUAAUGUCCCUCAAGCUUGGAAAUGUGUCUACCGUUGUGGCGUCAACUCCAGAGACAGUGAAAGAUGUCUUGAAAACGUUCGACGUUGAUUGUUGUUCACGACCUUACUUGACGUACGCUGCAAGACUUUCAUACAACCGCAACGACCUCAGCUUUUCUCCUUAUAGCAAAUAUUGGAGGGAAAUGAGAAAGUUGACAGUUAUAGAGCUCUACACUGCGAAAAGGGUGAAGUCGUUUGGACAUAUCAGAGAAGAAGAAGUUGCCUCUUUCGUUGACUUCAUCAAACAAUCUGCCUCAGUGGAGAAACAGGUUAACUUCAACCUCAAGUUUAUGAAAUUGUCAGCAAGUGUGAUUUGUAGGCUUGGAUUUGGGAUGAGUCUUGAAGGGAGCAAACUUGAGAUUACUUAUGAUGAAGUCAUUCAAGGGAUCAUGGAGGUUUUAGGGAGUUUCGCAGCAGCGGAUUUCUUCCCCAUUGUUGGUAAAUUAAUCGAUAGGCUCACGGGGUUACAUGGCAAAUGUGAGAAGGUUUUUCAAGCAAUGGAUACAUUUUUCGAUGAAGCUAUAAAGUGUCAUUUAGACGAUGAGAGUAUCAAAGAUGAUAUCAUAGCCUUGCUCCUCAAGAUGGAACGGGGAGAGAUUGGACUUGGAGAGUUUCAACUUUCUCGAAACCACACCAAAGGAAUUCUUCUUGUAAGUACUGGAAAAACUUGUAAUAUUCAAACUUUAUCAUCUAAUUUUUUUGUUUUGUUAUUACAGGACAUUCUUGUUGCUGGGAUAGACACUUCUGCCCAAACUGCAACAUGGGUGAUGACACAUUUGAUUACAAACCCAAGAGUUAUGAACAAAGUGCAAACCGAGGUGAGAGAAGUGGUCAAAAACAAAGACAAUAUCACAGAAGAUGAUAUAGAGCAACUGAAGUAUCUCAAAAUGGUGAUUAAAGAAACAUUAAGGAUAAACCCGCUUGUGCCACUUCUAAUUCCAAGAGAGGCGUCAAAGGAUAUAAAGAUCAGAGGUUAUGACAUUCCAAAAAAUACAUGGAUCUAUGUCAACGUUUGGGCCAUUCACAGCAACCCAAACAUUUGGAAAGAUCCAGGAGCUUUCAUCCCUGAGAGGUUUGUGGACAAUGAAAUCGAUUAUAAAGGUCUAAAUUUUGAGUUGCUGGCAUUUGGUAGUGGAAGGAGGAUGUGCCCUGGUAUGGGUGUGGGUAUGGCUUUGGUACACUUGAUUCUUGUCAAUCUUCUUUACCGUUUCGACUGGAAGCUCCCGGAAGGAAUGGAGACAAGAGAUGUUGAUCUUGAAGAAUCAUAUGGACUUGUCUGUCCUAAGAAAAUUCCACUUGAGCUUAUCCCGGUUAUUACAAAGUGGAGUUGACUUUUAUAUAUAUUAUUGUCAUACUUUAA
Messenger RNA from Brassica napus (rape), 1992 nucleotides. RefSeq names its product cytochrome P450 71B11-like. The transcript has a single exon. The record is from RefSeq and is a predicted model, not a curated record. Lineage: Eukaryota; Viridiplantae; Streptophyta; Magnoliopsida; Brassicales; Brassicaceae. The coding region runs from base 407 to 1963 and encodes 518 amino acids. Gene Ontology annotation, molecular function: oxidoreductase activity, acting on paired donors, with incorporation or reduction of molecular oxygen; heme binding; iron ion binding.